GACCGUUUGAGUGGCAGCGGAAUAGCUGGCCGCCUCAAUAAAACCGCAAUUUUUUAAUUUUUACAAACCCUUGAAAAUUACGUCAAAUUAGACGCCGACGCGUGGUAUUGUAGAAGUAUCUACUACGAAAAUGUUGCGAUACCACUACAAUUAUGCUAAAAAUCAGAGAUUUCCGGAAGCCCUGAGGAUUCAAAAGCUUUUGAACAUUUUCAUUGCAGCAAAAUCUCUAGUGGGGUAGAUUCUGUGAGCCUAUUUUCAGUGUUUGAGCCGUGGAAGCAUCCAGAGCCUGAGAGACAGGUAACUUUCAAAGAAUAAACUCAUAUUACGGGUGAUCUGGUCUAUCUGAAGACGGGAACGGGGAAUGCAGAAAGAUGUGCUUGCACGCUGACAUAUAUCAGAGGGCCAAUGUGGUUACUUUGGAAGAAGUGCUAUUGAUGCACGAUUGUGCAAGGCAACAAUUUUGGCAUGGAAUGAAUGAUUACGGCAAAAGGAUCCUCGAAUGGAGCCAUAAUCCGUCAGGAGACGGUUGAGAUUUUUGGAUUGUAUAUUACUUAGUUUAGGGUUUUCUUUUCUGUUCUUUGCUGAAUUGUUGAGUGAUUUUGGCCUAGAAGAGCAUAGAAAUAUUCUUUAGUUGCUUCGUGUUUUGCGUGUUUAUAAGUGAGCCAAUCCCCAAUUGGAUAGGGCCAUACCAUUCUAUCGGGUAUUACUGAUACCCAAUUGAUUAGGCCGACAUCCAAUUGGGUAGUAUAAAUCUUCUUGGCGAGUAAACUUUUUUGGGCAGAGGUGAGACAAUUGGGCUUUGAUCAUCUGUAACAGUAUGCUGUGUUUUCUGUGCAAUUGGAUAUAAUCCCUCAAGUCAUCUUUAAAGCCUAUAUCCUUCAAAAUUAAGUUCAUGGCAAAAAUGCAGAUGAAUGGAACUCGCAUGUUGAUGGGCAAGUAUGAAUUAGGCAAACUGUUGGGACAGGGUACGUUUGGGAAGGUCUAUUAUGCAAAAAAUACAAAGACAGGUCAAGUUGUGGCAAUCAAGGCCAUUGACAAAGAGAAAGUUCUUAAAGUGGGCAUGACAGAGCAAAUCAAAAGAGAAAUCUCUGUGAUGAGACUGGUCAGGCAUCCCAACAUUGUACAGCUAUUUGAAGUCAUGGCAAGCAAAACCAAAAUCUAUUUUGUAAUGGAAUGUGUUAAAGGAGGAGAGCUCUUCAACAAAGUUGCUAAAGGAAAGCUAAAGGAGGAUGCAGCAAGGAAGUAUUUCCAGCAGCUUAUCAGUGCAGUGGACUUUUGUCACAGCAGAGGAGUUUAUCACAGAGAUCUGAAGCCAGAAAAUUUGCUUCUAGAUGAGAGCGGCAAUCUUAAAGUCUCAGACUUUGGAUUAAGUGCAGUUACUCAACAGCUGAGGCAAGAUGGUCUCUUGCAUACUACUUGUGGUACUCCUGCAUAUGUUGCCCCUGAGGUGAUCACUAGAAAAGGCUAUGAUGGUGCCAAGGCAGAUGUAUGGUCAUGUGGGGUUAUUCUAUUUGUUUUGAUGGCUGGUUAUCUGCCUUUUCAUGAUCCCAAUCUGAUGGUCAUGUAUAAUAAAAUCUGCAAGGGAGAAUUCAAAUGCCCAUCUUGGUUUUCAUAUGAUGUUAGAAGGCUAUUGAACAAGUUGUUAGAUCCCAAUCCGAAGACCCGGAUCACUAUUCCCCAGUUGAUGGAAGUUCCAUGGUUCAGAAAGAAUUUCAAGCCUGUGCAUUUUGAGAUAGAGGAUGAUGACCUUGUCAGCAGCAGUUUUGAUGAAGUGAGCUCCGAGAUGAGUCAGAAUUCAUCCCCUGACAACACCCCUGUAAAGAAGCCAGCAAGCUUAAAUGCAUUUGAUAUCAUUUCUUUUUCUCGUGGCUUUGAUCUAUCACGUCUGUUUGAAGAGAAAAACGUUGCGAAAAGUGAGAAGCGCUUCACAUCUACUCAGUCAUUUUCUAAUAUAAGCUCAAAGCUUGAGGAAGCAGCUAAGCUUUUGAACUUUAAUGUGAAGAAAACAGAUUGCAAAAUCAAGAUGCAGGGAAAUAAGAAUGGCAGGAAAGGGAAUUUGGUAGUUGCUACAGAGAUUUUUGAAGUGACACCUUCAUUCUUUGUAGUGGAGUUGAGAAAAGCCUGUGGUGACACCAUAGAAUAUGAGAAAUUCUGUAAUCAGGAGCUCAAACCUGCUCUCAAAGACAUUGUGUGGGUUUGGCAAGAUGAUGAUCAGUAGUUUGGGUCAUGCUAUUUUCAAGUAUCUGCAUGUUCUUGUGUCAGGCCGUGCUGGUGGAGCUUGGAUUUGUUAUUAUAGCCAGGUUAAAAAUGCUUUGGAAUGCUAUGCCUAAACGUUCCACAGAGCUCUGUUUUUAACAAAAAAAAGUUUGUGAAUACUACUUUGAGGAAAUUUGAAUAGUAAUUUACAAAUUGAAAGCUGUAUAGGCUAGCUUUUUGUUGUUCAUAAUUUCAAUGCUUCCUGUCCAUUCUAUUGGCGUGAUUGUUAACCUGGAAACAGCUCCUGCUCUGUUUGUUGUUUUCAUGGUUCAUUCCCACUUGUAUUUACCUGAAGUUCUCUUCUAUGAUUUUUUUGAAUGAUUAAAGAGUGGCUCCUUUUGUGUGAA
Cryptomeria japonica (Japanese cedar) is the source of this 2603-nucleotide messenger RNA. RefSeq names its product CBL-interacting protein kinase 2. Bases 893 to 2218 code for a protein of 441 amino acids. Gene Ontology annotation, molecular function: protein kinase activity; ATP binding. The transcript is spliced from 2 exons. The record is from RefSeq and is a predicted model, not a curated record. Gene Ontology annotation, biological process: protein phosphorylation; signal transduction. Lineage: Eukaryota; Viridiplantae; Streptophyta; Pinopsida; Cupressales; Cupressaceae.